Argentina anserina (silverweed cinquefoil) is the source of this 2984-nucleotide messenger RNA. RefSeq names its product filament-like plant protein 3. Lineage: Eukaryota; Viridiplantae; Streptophyta; Magnoliopsida; Rosales; Rosaceae. The record is from RefSeq and is a predicted model, not a curated record. The transcript has 6 exons. Bases 351 to 2783 code for a protein of 810 amino acids.
AGCCGCUGGGAGUUUCAAUAAUCAUUAACCAUCCUCAUUAAUAGGCGGGAAUAAGUGCACUUCAUUUUCAAAAUCAGUACUCAGAGACCAAACAGAUUGAGAGAGCACUCAACAAGUGUGUUUGAAUAGAGAGAAAAAAAAAACUGAAGAAGUCUUUGAUUGUGUUUCAGGACUUGGUAUCGACAAACAAGCACAUGGUUCUCUCUUUAUAAUAUUUCUGGGUACACCCAAAAAGAUUUGUGCAGGGCUUUGUUUAUUGAGCUUCUUUCUUCUUCUUCUUCAGGCUGUAAAAUCUUAAAACUUAAGAUAGUCUGUGAUGUGCUAGUUAGGGAGCUGGAAUAAAACAUUAGAUGGACCGGAAGUGGUUGUGGAAGAAGAAGUCUUCUGAGAAGAGCUCAGGUGGCGAGACUGAAAGUUCUGGUUCGGUGUCCUCUCAUUCUGAGAGGUGCUCUGAUGAACAGCAGGAGGCACUUAAGGAUUCUGCUCAUGAUUCUCAAUCACCUGAAGUCACAUCAAAAGGUGUAUCCGGCAGUGGUGAUGUUAAUGAUAGUCUGAAGAAUCUGACAGAGAGAUUGUCAGCUGCUCUUGUGAAUGUUAGUGCCAAAGAAGACUUGGUGAAACAGCACUCCAAAGUUGCUGAAGAAGCUGUUGCAGGCUGGGAAAAGGCUGAAAAUGAGGUGGCUGGCUUAAAGCUACGACUUGAAGCUGCAGUUAAGCAAAACUCAGCUCUGGAAGAUCGGGUAAGCCAUCUUGAUGGAGCCCUGAAGGAAUGCGUAAGGCAGCUUAGACACUCAAGAGAGGAGCAAGAGAAAAAUGUACAUGAAGCUGUGCUAAAGAAAACCCGCGAGUGGGAGGCUACCAAAGUGAAGCUUGAGAGCCAGAUUACUGAUCUCCAGACAAAAGCAGAAGCUAAUAGAUCUGGAGUUUCUGGUUUGGUUGAUCCUCAUAUUUCACAUAAGCUUGAAGCUUUGGAAAGUGAAAAUUUAGCCCUUAAGCGUGAUCUACUGUCUCAUGCAGAGGAGUUGGAAAUCUGCACAAUUGAGAGGGAGUUGAGCACUCAGGCAGCAGAAACAGCCAGUAAGCAACAUUUAGAGAGUAUAAAGAAGGUUGCGAAGCUUGAAGCUGAGUGCCGGAGGCUAAAAGCUGUGGCUUGCAAAGUUCCUUUGGUUACUGAUCAUAAGUCCAGUGCUGCUUCCUCAAUGUAUGUGGACUCGUGCAUGGAUAGUCAAUCGGACAGUGGGGAGCGGCUCAGUAUGAUGGAUAUGGAGUCCCAGAAGAUGAGUGGCUUAGAUCCAAAUAAGCAUGAUCUCAGCGUCUCUGACUCAUGGGCAUUGGCCCUGGUUGCUGAGCUUGAUCAAUUUAAAAAUGAAAAAGCUGUCAACAAAAAUUUGCCAGCUUCUUCUGUUGACAUUGAUCUCAUGGAUGAUUUUCUUGAGAUGGAACGACUGGUUGCAUUGCCACAGCCUGAAAGUGAAUCUGGUUGCCUGGAAUCAGAAGCCAUAGUUGAUGUCCCCAACAAUGAAGAAAUUACCUUGAGAGAAGAACUUGAAGCAAUGAGUCAUCGGACAGCAGAAUUGGAGUUCAAGUUAGAAAAGCUGGAGGAAGAGAGAGCUGAAUUAGCAGCCAUGAAUCACCGUACAGCUGAACUUGAAGUGAUGACUCAUCGGACAGCAGAAUUGGAGUACAAAUUAGAAAAGCUGGAGGAAGAAAGAGCUGAAUUAGCAGCCAUGAAUCACCGUACAACUGAACUGGAGUACAAACUAGAAAAGCUGGAAGAAGAGAAAGCUGAACUUGAAGCCACAAGUCGUCAGACGGCUGAUUUGGAAGUCAAGUUAGAAAAGUUGGAAGUAGAAAAGGCAGAACUAUUAGACAAGAGUUAUCGGGCAGUGGAAUUGGAGGAGAAGUUAGAAAUGUUGGAAGGUGAGAAAGAAAAGUUGGAAGUAGAAAAAGCACAACUAGAAUCUAUGAGUUAUCGAGCAGCUGAGUUAGAGGACAAGUUAGAAAAAUUGGAAGGCGAGAAGGAAAAGUUGGAAGUAGAAAAGGCCGAACUGGAAAUUGCUUUAGCCAAAACUAGAGAAUGUUAUGUGGCAUCAGAAUUUCAGCUUAAAGAGGCAGAAAUGAUGUUGGAGGAGUUACAGAAGGAACUGAAAAUUGCAAAAGAGUCAAAGCUGAGUAUUGAAUCUCAACUCAUUAGCAUAGAAGCAGAGGCUCGGACAAUGUCUGCUAAGGUUCAAUCUUUAGAAGCAGAGGUUCAAAGAGUGAGGGCUUCGUCAGCAAAAACUUCUAUUAGAUGUCAAAAUUUAGAGGAGGAGCUAUCAAGAAAGAAUGAGGAAGUCGAGUUUCAGAAAACUGCUUGCUCAGAUAGUGAAUCAAAGAUAAAGCAGGAAGACAUAGCUGUAGCUGCUGGAAAACUUGCCGAGUGCCAGAAAACAAUAGCAUCUCUUGGGAAUCAACUGAAAUCACUAGCAACACUAGAAGAUUUCCUGAUUGACACUGCAAAGAUACCGGAGUUUUCUGCUGCUGCUUCACGGAUUCCUAGAUCUGAUGAACCAUGGAAGAUGCAUUCCAAUGGGACAUUUUCACCUAAAAGAGAUUCUGUGUCGAAACAAGCUGUGGAGAGUUCUGGACUGGCAACGAAUAGAAAUGAAGAUAAUUCCCCACUAUCUUCCUAUUCGUCAUCCCCGUCUACUGUAGUGUCUACUCAUGUCAGUUCUGAGAAGAAUCGAAAUGGUUUUGCCAAAUUCUUCUCUAGAACAAAGAGUGGAAUUCGAUUAGAAAUUUAGCUUAGAUUCAAUUUUUGGUAAAGUAGAACAAGAGGGAUAUGUAUUAUUGAUUUCUGGGUUUGUAUAACAUAGGAUUGAGUGCUGUAGCACAUUUUGUUCUGCCCUUCAGAACAUCGGAACAGGAGUGAAUGAUCAAACUUGGCAUUUGAUUUUGUUUAGCAAAAAGAAAGGCUACCCAUCUUUGUCAAGUGGGCGUUGAAC